AUGACUAUGGAAAACGUUGGUCUCCGCACGCCUGGCGUAUUGAGCGUCGUAUUUGGCGCUCAAGGCGCCUUUCUACUGGCCAAUGCCGUCUACACCUUGGCAAAUCCUUCCGCCGCAUCGAACCUUCCGGAUUCUCCCCUGGCUGGAGUUCCCAACCAUACAGUCCGAUGCAUAGGUGUGACCUCUCUUUCUACGGGGACAAUAUACGCCAUUGCGAGUUACCAGCGCAAUAUUCCGAUUAUGGUUGCUUCGCUCCCUGGUCGCCUUUUCGCCGGGUAUGUGUUCUAUCGGAACGGUGGCGCUUGGACUCGGGUUGCGAUUUUUGAAGUCUGUAUGGGGCUGGUGAAUGCCGCAGCACUUGCCUGGGAUCUAUACCUAUAA
This is a messenger RNA of Penicillium concentricum, 381 nucleotides long. RefSeq lists its product as uncharacterized. The record is from RefSeq and is a predicted model, not a curated record. The coding region runs from base 1 to 381 and encodes 126 amino acids. Lineage: Eukaryota; Fungi; Ascomycota; Eurotiomycetes; Eurotiales; Aspergillaceae. The transcript is spliced from 2 exons.